UGCUGCCUCUUGGGUCACCCAGGGGCUUCAGCCCCGGUAAGCCCCUGCAUUAAACCGGCCCUGUGCACCACCUGCAUGGUUAUUCAUCAAGCUACAAAGUCUAGAAGUCAUAGGUAUCCUGUGCCACAUGUUGAUUUUCAUCUGAGAGAUCUAGCUCUUUACUAGGGUAGACCGUCACUGUUAUUUUAUUUCAUAAGCUAUGUGUAUUUUAUGACCAAAAGUAGUCAGGACAAAGCUGGUGUCUAGUCUGAUGUUCCAGUCGUUUACUUUGAAGGUCGAUCUAGAUUUUUAUGUUAACACCAGUGUUUACUCCUGACUUUUAUUUUGAAGACGAAGUAUGGGGAUUUGGAAGUCGGAACUAGCAGUUCUGCAAGCUGGUUCAGCGGGGCCUAGCUUGGUCACCCCAAGAUGUCACGGAGCAGAGGGGCAGCCAGAGUUCUCCCGGGCCUGGAUAGGAGGGUUCUUCCAGGAGAGACCUGAAUCCCUUCCUCGAGGACGCUCUGCUACAGGGAUACCUGAGGAGACACCUGCCCAGUGAGACCUGUGUGUGUUUGGGGAGCAGUUGGUGCUUGGGUUGGGUCGGGAGUGAGGUCAGUUGGGGACCAAUGAUCCCUGGGGUUGCCAUGUCGAACGCAUCGUCACCUCCCCCGCCUGGCUACACAUGAAGGACCUAUCAGCACAGGAGGGGCUGGUCGCCAUCAGAAACGAGAGGACAUACGUGGAGUGGUGUUGGGAGAUACCUGACCCUUACACACCCUAAAACCUCACCUAUUAACCCAUAUUUUCCCAAACCUGUCCUGUGGACCCCAAGGUGUGAACAUUUAGGUUUUUGUCCUCGCACUACACACCUGAUUCCACUUAUCAACUCCUCAUCAAACCUUUAUGGAAUCAGGUGUGCAAUGUUAGGACAAAAACAAACAUCUGUACCCUUUUGGGUCCUCAGGACAAGGAUUAAGAAAUGCUGCCCUCACUUGACGGUCACCAACACAGAGAAUAUAAAAACAGUAACAGUAAUCUCAGAAGCUACUCAUUGGAAUUUUGUGACAUGGCAUUAUGAAAAUUCCAUGCAUAGAGAGUUACAUAUUCAUAUACUAAUGAUGAUGUUGUUCCAGUCGUGUAUACCAGAUGUGUAAGCUGUACCUGUACUCUCCCUCCUCUGGUCUCUACGCCUGUCCUCUGGCUAUGACUGAUGGAGCUGCCAAGGUUAUACAGGGCUACAUCGAGGACACAGGACUACCUGCAAUUCUCAGAGAUGCUCAGGUGUUGAGUAUCUGGGAGGGGACCACUAAUAUUCUGUCUUUGGAUGUGCAUCUCUCGGAGCUCAGGCCUCGUACUGCAGGCCUACGUCACACACAUCCAGACCUUCCUGGCAGCAGCCUUCCUGUCUGUGAGAUCAGUAGACCGCACCUUCUUUGUUCUGAGAAAGUUUGUGCAGGCCUCAGCUCUCAAACCACCUGGCUACCUGGAGCUGGCAUCACGAGACUGGCAUCACGAGACUGGCCAUACAGCCUGGCACGCAUCUAUAUGGGUGCUCUGCUCAUUGGCCAUGCCUCAUGGGAGGGAGCUUCUCACUCUGACAUCUAUGCUGCUCUCCGGUAAACAAAACAAACACUUUCCUGAGCCAACACUUGCACUUGACCCCCCUCCCCAACACCACCACCACCACCACCUUCUAGCUCUGACUUUGCUGAUAGCUACUUCAUUGAGGAAAAGUGUACUUAUUGGGACAGUGAUAUGUGCUUGUUCCACCUAACUAUCUCAAGAUUAAUGCACUAACCGUAAAUCACCCUGGAUAAAAGCACCUGCUAAAUUACUAAAAUGUAAAUGUAAACACACAUCAGUCCCCACUACCUGUCCUCACUAGUCCCUCGUCCUUACUUCUUGUAGGCUAAUAGUUCUAGUAGUAACUGUGUGUGUGCAGUGUUUGGCGGAUUACUUGAAAAAUGUAAUCCUUUACCGAUUGUUAUAGUUACAUGAAAAAGAAUCUGUAAAGUAAUAAUUUACUCAAAAAGAGUAACGUAAUCUGAUUACUAUUGGAUUACUUUAAUUUCUAAUAUUUAGGCUACUGAUAGUUUGCCGUGUAAUUAAUAUUAGUACAUUUAAAGUCCUAUGGACUCACCUUGAAUUGAAAUCCUGACGUGAGUGCCCUUUGUUCAAUAUUUGUUGAUAAAUCAAAUUCAGACCUACAGAAAGACCCUCUUCUACAGUAAAAUAGUGGUUGUUUUAAGACAGUGUUUUUUUAUUUUGAUUUAACCUUUAUUUAACUAGGCAAGUCAGUUAAGAACAAAUUCUUAUUCACAAUGAUGGCCUACCAAAAGGCAAAAGGCCUCCUAUGGGGACUGGGA
Molecule: messenger RNA, 2345 nt
Organism: Oncorhynchus mykiss (rainbow trout)
Lineage: Eukaryota; Metazoa; Chordata; Actinopteri; Salmoniformes; Salmonidae
Source: RefSeq, a predicted model, not a curated record